This is a messenger RNA of Maniola jurtina (meadow brown), 1394 nucleotides long. RefSeq names its product L-aminoadipate-semialdehyde dehydrogenase-phosphopantetheinyl transferase. NCBI's taxonomy places the organism in Eukaryota, Metazoa, Arthropoda, Insecta, Lepidoptera, Nymphalidae. Gene Ontology annotation, cellular component: cytosol. The transcript is spliced from 2 exons. The record is from RefSeq and is a predicted model, not a curated record. Gene Ontology annotation, molecular function: holo-[acyl-carrier-protein] synthase activity; magnesium ion binding. The coding region runs from base 100 to 1035 and encodes 311 amino acids.
AUUUAUCAAGAUAUUAUGAUACUUAUGAAUGCAACGAGCCACUGGUAGAAGGUGCUAAACUCACUGCAACUUCUAGUUUAAGGGAAAGGGGGCCGGAGAAUGCUAAGCUGUAUGGUUAAAAAACCAAUUAAAAGAAAUACUUUGAUGAACAUACUAACUUGGAGAAACCAAACAACAAAGAAACAGUCUAUUUGCUCAGAGACCAUGGAUAAAGUAAAUGUGAGAUGGGCAUUUAAUACUAGCACUUGGACACCAACUUUUGAUCAAAUAUUGGCUGCUUCAAGUUACAUACAGCCUGAAGAAAAGCAGAGAAUCUCAAGGUUUGUCUUCCAAGACGAUGCCAAGUCAUCUUUAAUUGGACGGCUUAUGUUAAGAAAGUUUGUUCAUACAAGUACGUUAUUAGAAUACCAAAACGUUUGCUUUGGCAGAGAUGAUCGUGGGAAGCCAUACCUAUCAGGUAUAGGUGAUGUACCAGUAAACUUUAACAUUUCACAUCAAGGAGACUAUGUUGUAUUAGGAGGGACUAACGGAAAAAACAUUGGCAUUGAUCUCAUGAAGAUAGAACCACCAGCUAAUAAAAACAUACAGGAAUUCUUUCGCAUUAUGAAAAGACAGUUUUCUGAUCACGAAUGGAAAACCAUUUAUGCAUACCCUAAUGAAUCAGAACAGAUUGCAUGUUUCUACCGAAUGUGGUGUCUAAAAGAGAGUUACGUUAAAAAUAUUGGUCUAGGAAUCACUGUAGCAUUGAACGAAAUAAGUUUUAAUAUUAAAUCUGAAUUAAAAGUUGGUGAAAUAACUGCAGAUACGAAAUUGUAUGUAAAGAAUUGUUUGAAAGAAGAUUGGCAUUUUGAAGAGACGUUAUUAGAUGAAAAACAUGCUGUGGCAGUUUCAUUUGAAGAUGAUAAAGAGAAAAAUGAUUCUAUAAAUUAUGAGUUUUUGAGCUAUGAUGAUUUAGUGAAGGAGGCUGAACCUUUAGCAGAGUUAGACUCAGUGUUUGCUAAUGAUUUUAUCAAGAAAGUAAUGAAACCUCAAUAGACAAUUUAGGUCUAAAUCAUGAUAUUAUAUUAAUCUCGCCAGUGGGAUUAUUGUUCAUGUACCAAUUACUAGAAUUUUAGCAUCAUGCAUAGGAAAUUAAAAUACUAAGAAAACUUUAUAACAAAUGUAAAAAAAAACUCAGAUAAUAAGAAAAUAUAGUAUUAAGAAUCCUAUUUCAGAUUAAAAGUUAUAUUUUAAGAGUUUAAUUAUAGUUUUACUGAAAUUGUAUAAUGGGAGAUAUAGGGUAAUAUUGCUAAUGUUGUUAUUAUGUACUUCUAAAUCAGUUUAGAAUCCAAACUUAGUAUUGAAUAGCAGUUUGAAAGUUUUAUAAUAAGGGUAUAAAUAAAGGAAAACCUUAA